AGUGAUGGCUGCCGGCGCGCGCUGCGCGUAACGUCUUCUCUGCUGCUGAAAACCCCGGCUGUUUCUCGGGUGGGUCGUAAGCCCCCUGUGCGGUAGUCUCGGGCGGUGCGUGUGAAACUCCAUUAGGCCGCCGUAGCCUCGAUCCCCUGGUCUCCGCUCGGCCCUGUUUCCUCUGGAUGAACUUGCGUCCUUUUCUCUAAUCCGCCAUGGAAUUCUGCUCCGUGCUUGUAGCCCUCCAGAGCCAAAGAAACCCCAGACAACAGACGCCCAAACCCAGCGUAUAGCAGUAACUCCCCAGCUCGGUUUCUGUGCCGUAGUUUACAGUAUUUAAUUUUAUAUAAUAUAUACUAUUUAUUAUAGCAUUUUUGAUACCUCAUAUUCCGUUUACACAUCUUGAAAGCCGCUCAGUAAUUCUCUAAUUAAAGAACCACUACUCGAGAGAAUGGCAUCUACCGUGGCACCGCAGGUUACUAGUACGCUGGCUGCUACCGCUGCUUCUGCCCCAUUGGUGGACUACUUAUGGAUGCUCAUCCUGGGCUUCAUCAUUGCAUUUGUCUUGGCGUUCUCCGUGGGAGCCAAUGAUGUAGCAAAUUCGUUUGGUACCGCUGUGGGCUCAGGUGUAGUGACCCUGAAGCAAGCCUGCAUCCUAGCUAGUGUCUUUGAAACCGUGGGAUCGGUGUUGCUGGGGGCCAAAGUGAGCGAAACCAUCCGGAAGGGCUUGAUUGACGUGGAGAUGUAUAACGGGACGCAAGGGCUGCUCAUGGCGGGCUCCGUCAGUGCUAUGUUUGGUUCUGCUGUGUGGCAACUAGUGGCUUCAUUUUUGAAGCUCCCCAUUUCUGGGACCCAUUGUAUUGUCGGCGCAACCAUUGGUUUCUCCUUCGUGGCAAAGGGGCAGAAGGGUGUCAAGUGGUCUGAACUAAUAAAAAUUGUGAUGUCUUGGUUCGUCUCCCCCCUGCUUUCUGGUAUUAUGUCUGGAAUUUUAUUCUUCCUUGUUCGUGCAUUCAUCCUCCGUAAGGCAGACCCAGUUCCCAAUGGCUUGCGUGCUUUGCCAGUUUUUUAUGCCUGCACAGUUGGAAUAAACCUCUUCUCCAUCAUGUAUACUGGAGCACCGAGUAAGGCUGAAUCUCCUAGAAGGUGGCUGGCCUGCGCCCAUUUGAGAAGGCUGCAGGCUAGUGUGUGCUGAGUUAACCUAGGUAGUUUUCCAACCAGAGACCUGCUCAGAUUCUAAAUCACUACAGACCUUUCCUCUUUAGUCUUCACAGGAUCCACCGAUAAUAUGACCUUCUCCCUCCCUUUCUCCUGUCUAUGCUAAAAAUGCUGUAAUUGAUAUUGGCCUCAACUACUGGAGAGUUGGUUAAUCUGUUCAUCAGUAAUCAGUCAUUUAGGACUGGUUUGCUGGCUGUCGUUUUUCUCUCCUAAUCCCAAUUGGAGCUACUUUGGUUUCUAAGUUCUCAAUUUGCUGCCCUGAAUCUGCCUGAAUGAGAAGAGCUGGGAUGUGUAACACAUGGUCUAAUUACACUUGGAAGAAGAAUUCAUGCAGCUAAGAGGAAAAUGCUUGGAAAGGAUAUAAAGGUUGAACUGUUGAUUGCUUUCAUAUUUAUGGGACUAAACCAAGGCAUGGAUUGAAUUAUGGCCUUACAUAUUUACCAGCUAUGAGGAUAAGGCAGGGCAGUACAGUUCUGGUAUCUAGGCUCAUUUGGCUUGAUUUUUUUUUUUUAAUUUUGUGUGCGUGAUUGGGUGAGUUUAUAUGAACUAAGUGUGUGCAGAAGUCCCUAAGACCAGAAGAGGGCAUCAAGGUCCCUAGAACUGGAGUUAGAGAUGUUUGUGUGCUACCAUGUAGUUGCUAAGAACUGAACCUGGGUUCUUUGCAAAAGCUGUAAAUUCUUAAUUGCUGAGCCACCUUUCCAUCCAGAUGGUUCUUGGCUUUUAUUCUCCUGACACCCACUAGAAGAAGAAAAUGGGAAGCCAUGUAUGUGUAUAUAUAGCAAGAGAUAACUGAAGUACUGAAGAGAUAUGUCUUUAUGUCUGCUCAUAUCUUCAGUUUUGAGACAGCUCCUUAUAGCCCCAGCUGUCCUGGAAUUCUAUGUAGACCACGCUGGCUUUGAACUCACAAAGAUCCGCCUGCCUCUGCCUCCCAAGUACUGGUAUUAAUUAAAGGUAUGCGUCACCACAACCAGCAUAUCUUCAGGUUUUUUUUGUUUUGUUUUGUUUUGAUUUGAUUUGAGACAGGGUCUCCCUGUAGCUACAGCUGGCCUGGAUUCAGUAUGGAGACCAGGCUGGCCUUGAACUCACAGAGAUCUGCCUGCCUCUGCCUGCCAAGUGCUGGGGCUAAAGGUGUGCACCACCACACCCGGCUAUAUCUUCAGUUUUUUAAAAAAGAUUUCAGUGCCUGAAUUGGUUCUAAUAGAUUGUAACUUGUUUAUUAAGUAUCCCUGAAAUGAUGCAAUAAGUCACUGGCCAAAACAAAUACAGAGCUAGCAAAAUAUUUUUAACAUUGUCAUUCUUGAAAUAUGAGUAAAGAAACAUAAUUUUACAACAAUAUUGGUCUUGGUGCAGGUGAAGAAAAGCUUGUGUGUAGAAUUUCCAUUCUGUUAUAAAUAGUUCUUCAUGCUGAAUGGAAAGUCUCCUAUGAGGCUCUAAGCACUUAGGGUUUAUGUGGUAUCAGCAAAGCUUACAGCUAAGUAGGAUUGGAAACUUUCAAUCACUUUUGAAAAUGGGAACUUGGCUGUUUUUGUUUUACUCUUUGGAUCAUUUUAUAAGGAAAAUGAAUCAUUUCAAUUACCCUUUGACUUGGAAUGUAGACAGAUUUAAAUUGUGGUAGAGAUUGAUUACAUUUCAUGUACAUUUUGUCUGGUGUGACCAACUGCAAGAUCAAAAUUGAAAUCAGAACUUAAGAUUAAUGGUCACCAUAGAACUUUGGUUUUGAAGGAAUCUCAGUUUUAUCUGAUUCUUAAAGGUUAAUAAUUAAUGUUAGUAGUUUUUUGUCUGUUUUACAGUGCUGGGGAUUAACUUAGGGCCUUGGGCAUGCAAGGCUGAGCUACACCUCCAGCUUCAAAGGUUAAUUAUUUUGACCAGGCAGUAGAACUUCCAUUUUUAAAGUUAUAUAAGCAAAGCAAUAAUAAGCAAAAUAAAACAAACACAAGUGACUAAGCUGUUGUCUGAACUCCAUACCAACCAUCGAUCGCCCAUGCUUUAAUAGAAAGUGUGCAGUGCUUUCCUUCUGUCAUCAGUGUAGGCUAGUAGCUGGGAGCUUGGUGGCAUGCCAGUGGCAAGCAGAUAAGAAUCCUUGAGCCAAGUGAAAAGUAUUGGGCAAAUCUCUUUAUAAGGCGUGUUAGUGAACUAAUAGUAAACUAAUCCUUUGUGAAAGACUACUUAAGCAGUCCUUAAAACCAGUAUCUUAAUAUCCCCGCUUUAUCUGUUUUGAUGAUGCUUUUGAAAAGUCACUUUACUGAAGGCCUGCUAGUAUACAGAAUGUAGUAACUUUCUGUAGAGAAUUAUUUCAGCAUGACGAUGUGACUGAGAUGCCUUCCUUUUUUAACAUUAAAAUAGAUCAUAUCAGCAUAUGUGACAGUUAAAAUGAGGAGCUCAGUAGGGAGAGGAAUGCUUUGGGUUUUUUUUUUUUUUAAUAGUCAUGGGCCCUUUGUAUAGUGAUUCUUCACCUCUAAGGCCAAGAGAAGAAACAAGCUCAGUACACUUGGGCCCUGCAGGUGCUUAAGUGAGCCCAGUUGGUGUGGGCUUACGAUGGUUGUUGGGGUUUUUUUCCUGGUCUGUAGCUACUAGCCCUGUGAAACUCUGGAACAGAAGAUGGCAUCAACUGUCGAGGGUAAUGGGCUGGCUUGGGGAAGCCCUCUACUCCCCAGGAGGGUUUGCACAUUGUUGCAAGGGGGCUAUUGCCCUGGGGUUUUCAAGAUGCACCAUUUUAU
Messenger RNA from Nannospalax galili (Upper Galilee mountains blind mole rat), 3923 nucleotides. RefSeq names its product solute carrier family 20 member 1 (gene Slc20a1). NCBI's taxonomy places the organism in Eukaryota, Metazoa, Chordata, Mammalia, Rodentia, Spalacidae. The coding region runs from base 443 to 1183 and encodes 246 amino acids. The transcript has 6 exons. Gene Ontology annotation, molecular function: phosphate transmembrane transporter activity. The record is from RefSeq and is a predicted model, not a curated record. Gene Ontology annotation, cellular component: membrane. Gene Ontology annotation, biological process: phosphate ion transmembrane transport.